AGAGGAGUAUAAAAUAAGCCAACAGCCAGAAGUAGAGAGAAGAGAAAGAGGGAAUCAGCAGAUAGAAAAAGACGAGCUCAAAAACUCCUCUUUGCUUCGCAUCCUUGCUCUCCGACCGAGAGACAUCAAGCAUCCAGAACUCCUUGCUACUGCAAAGACAGUAACCUAACGAAAUGGCAGACGCAGCUGUUGCAACUCCCGCCGACAAGAAGGCACCCCCCAAGUUCAAGCAGAGGACCACCCGCACCUUCAAGAGCAAGGCCCCCAAGCCUGGCCAGAAGGGAUUCGGUGACGACAUCCCCGGCAUGGAGGGUCUUGGCACAGACAUCACGGUGGUGUGCCCAUGGGAAGCCUUUGGCGACAUGGAGCUCAGCGACCUGGCAAAAUACGGAAUUGUUUAGACUCCCUGCCCUUCCUACUUCCUUUACUACUACCACCAUUCUUUCCUUUAUCCCUACUCUCCUUCUCCUAACCCCACAUCCCUCUGGUCCAUGAUAACGAGGGAUUCCCUCAUUAUCAUGCACUUAUAAACUAACUAUCGUUGUUAUGUUACGCCAUACUGCACAAAAGACACUUAAACAGCUCGCUGUAAAAAGAAAACGUCGAGCAGGGGUGUCCAGACACCCAGACCUAAAUAGUGCACACACAGGUCAGGACACUGAUGCACAUAAGCACACACUGAUCAUAACCCACUACUAUCACACCCUGCCCUCCACCGUCUUCCCCGUAGAGAUGUGAUAGCAUGACCUGCUCAGCAAUGUGCGGCUACCAAAGUCGAAAGAAAAUGACUUAAAAUUCAAUUGAGAUAUACUAUACAUGUAUAAUCGUGUCAUUUUGCUUGGAGCGGUCUGG
This is a messenger RNA of Osmerus eperlanus (European smelt), 852 nucleotides long. RefSeq names its product retinal cone rhodopsin-sensitive cGMP 3',5'-cyclic phosphodiesterase subunit gamma-like. Gene Ontology annotation, cellular component: photoreceptor outer segment membrane. Lineage: Eukaryota; Metazoa; Chordata; Actinopteri; Osmeriformes; Osmeridae. The coding region runs from base 174 to 401 and encodes 75 amino acids. Gene Ontology annotation, molecular function: cGMP binding; 3',5'-cyclic-nucleotide phosphodiesterase activity. The record is from RefSeq and is a predicted model, not a curated record. Gene Ontology annotation, biological process: positive regulation of G protein-coupled receptor signaling pathway; positive regulation of epidermal growth factor receptor signaling pathway; visual perception. The transcript is spliced from 3 exons.